AUGAUCAAUUAUCGCCCCGCAAAGAUAGAAGAUCUAGCCCAGAUCCGCGACAUCAACAGACAUUACAUCCUCAAUACUUCGCUCACAUUCGUGCGAGCCCCACCAUCCUUUGACUCAUACAUUGCCAAACUGAACGAUCUCAAAUCUCGAGGCCUCCCAUAUCUGGUCGCAGUUGAUGAAACACAAAAGGCAGAUGAUGGAAAUGAUCUUGUUGUUGGCUACGGGUCACUUUCUCCAUUUCGCCCACAGAUGGUCUCAUAUGCUCCAACGGUUGAGCUGACGCUAUUCAUACACCCAGACCAUCAAUCGCAAGGAUCGGGAUCGGUGCUCCUUGCGCUUUUGCUGGGGGAAGUUGAAACUGGCCAAGUCUGGCAUAUAUUUGAGGAACCGGUUAUCAGCAGCGGAUCCACUGAAGCCGAUCAUGAAAAUGAGGCUAGUGGUGCGAUGCGGGUCAGAAAUGUGAUUGCCGUUAUGGCCGUUGAUCCUGAGGGCAAGGAACAAGGUGAAGCUUUGAGGAAAUGGUAUGUGGCACGAGGUUUUGAAGAGUGCGGUCGAUUGAAGAAGGUCGGAUAUAAGAGAGGAUAUUGGUGA
Messenger RNA from Penicillium cataractarum, 591 nucleotides. RefSeq names its product GNAT family N-acetyltransferase. The transcript has a single exon. Gene Ontology annotation, molecular function: acyltransferase activity, transferring groups other than amino-acyl groups. The record is from RefSeq and is a predicted model, not a curated record. NCBI's taxonomy places the organism in Eukaryota, Fungi, Ascomycota, Eurotiomycetes, Eurotiales, Aspergillaceae. Bases 1 to 591 code for a protein of 196 amino acids.